Molecule: messenger RNA, 2621 nt
Organism: Rhododendron vialii
Lineage: Eukaryota; Viridiplantae; Streptophyta; Magnoliopsida; Ericales; Ericaceae
Product: WPP domain-interacting protein 2-like
Exons: 2
Coding region: 680-2416 (578 amino acids)
Source: RefSeq, a predicted model, not a curated record
GAGUGCCAUGUCGAAAGAGACCUGAAUUUCGGUGAUCUUUUAUUUUCAGUGGGUGGGUGCGGAGAGAAAAGAGAAUGAUUGUGUACCAACCGACUUUGUCAGAUGUCAAUUGUGUUCCGCUUUACACUGUACAAUCAGUACGGCUUUUCAUGUGGCGAAUCUGAUCCUCCCACGUUCGAUCCAAUACCCAACUAAAAUUAUCCAUUUGCUUAAUGAUAUGAUAUCAACUCCAGAUCCAACCCGAGUUCAGUGCUUCGAUUCAGAGCUCACUUCUCUACUACCCCCCAAUUAAGCUUCAUCUAUGGCGGAAAAGGUACACUAACUAUGAUACUAGUAAUUUCAAUUCUACGCUUGUUUGUCUUUAAUUAUACUUACAAUUCGCGUUCUUGGGUGGGUUUCCUUCUCCACUCUGAAAUUUUCUUCAAUUCGAAAAUUCCAAUACAACUUGGGGGCAAUCAAAAUCACAUUUUUCUGGGAAUCGCCCAGACAGAGUAAUUGGUUUUCUCAGAAUUUUUCUAGAAUUGCGCUCCAUGAGCUGGAAUGAUGGUUGUUUGUUCUCGAUCUUGAUCUGAACUUGGGGCCAAUCAAAAUCACAUUUUUUUAAUGCCCGAGUAGUGGGUUUUGUAUUUGGGGGCAAUCAAGAUCACAUUUUUUGAAGGCCCGAAAUUUUGGUUUUGUAAUGGAUUUGGAAAGUGAGUGUUUGGGGCUUGAAUCUGGGGAAGAUAAUGAAGUGAUGAUAACUUCAGAAAGAUUGUUGAAUUUCGAUGGAAGUAAGAUUGCAAGUAAUGGGUAUUGUGGUAGUGAACACAAGUAUGAUCGCUCUUCGACCACUACGAAAUCAGAGGACAUUGAGGUUAAGCCUUCUGAAGGGUCAUCACCACCGGCUGCAACUAAAGGGUACGGGCUGAAGAAAUGGAGGCGAAUUAGGAGGGAAUUUAGCAAAGAUGGGAGUGGCAAUUUAGAUCCUAGUAAGAUAUUGAAGCGGGGUUUGUCUGCAUCCAUGGCAAAUUCGGUUAGACCUCAGGAGUUAUCUAUUGAGACGAGGCGAAAAAGUGAUAGCUCUCUAUCAUCUGCAAAGGCAGUGGUGAAAAUUUUGGGUGUUGGCUCUAGCUUGGAAUCUAAGUGGCCGGGGGGACCUAAUUUUGCAGCUUGGACAGAUUCUGAGAACAGCGAGGAUAGGAUUAGCAAAUCUUCCACUGCUGCUAGUGUUCCAAAGUCUAGGUAUGAGAUACCUUUGUUGGUGGGUAAUGUGCGCAAUAAGAACAGGAUGAAUGGUUUUAGUGGGAAGAGUGCGGUUGAUUCGGUUCAAAGUGGUGAAAAAGGAAAGAACUGGACUGAGGCCAGUAAGAAGCUGAGAGGAGAACGGGUCAAAAUCGAGAAGGAAAACUCUCAUUCCAGCGUGGAACCUGACUUGCGAAGCUCCAACUUUGUCUUUGUGCAGGGCACCGGUUCUGUGACCAGUAAUGGAAGACAAAGUGGGAUGUCAACGAAUAGCAACGGAGAAAAUAGUGAUGAGGAUCGGGGUGGUGAACAAUGCUACGAUGCGGAACUUCAAACUGGUUACAACAGCAAAGAAAUUGUGGGAGAAUUAGAAGAUCUUGCUCAAGAAGAUUUAGUUCAUGGUUCUUGGGAGGUUGAUGGAGAAAACAUAGAGAAUUUUAGUUCGUCGAAGGAUAUAGAUCCCCUAGUCGAGUCUAUCGUCACCCUGCAGUCUGCACAGGAGGCACUUGAAAGAGAAGUUCAGAAAUUAAGGAGGAUAGGAGAAAUUGCAAUUUUCGACAGUUUGAACCAUGGGAGUAAUUUACCUUCAGAAUUUGCUUCCCUCGAUCAAAAAAUCUACAAGACAAGUUCUUCUGACAUGUUGCACCCUGGGGAGAUUACACAAAAUUCAUCUCAUUUCCUGGGGAAACAGGUCAAAAGCUUAAAGCAGAAUGUUGGUCACUUGGAAAGCAAGAUUGAAGAGGCAAAUGCUUUGCUCAAAGUGAAGGACGCCAAGGUUAUUGAACUUGAAUGUGCUGUAAAGAGUAAUGAGUCCCCAAAGGAAGAAAAGAGGAGCACCAUAGAGUCGCGGAAAGAAUAUAUAGAGAUGGAGGCAGAGCUGGAGGAUCUCUUCAAGCAAAAAAUUGAAGCUGAGGUCGAGUAUCUGGCUAUUUCAAGAACAAUCCCGAAGGUGAGAGUUGCCGCAGCGGAUCACAUUGCAAUGCUACCACCUCAGAUAUUUAAUGAGCUUGGGGAUGCCGAAAGCAAGUCUGAAAGGCUAAAGAGAGAAGCUGAGACUGAUCAAGUUUUGAAGCUGCAAAAGAGGGUAUGCAAGGUUACUUCUUUCUUUUUCGUACAGUUUAUGUUGUUGUUUAUAGUAUUUUUAUUGUUUUUGUUGCAGCUGUCACCCCAUUAUGUAGGGGUUGUACCCACCUAAUGUUUUAGAACAGGUAGCCCUUUCUGUGUAUUAUUCCAUCUCUCUAAGUUAGUGUUUGAGUGUUACGUUUUGUUCUCUAUUAGAAGAUGAUAGAGAGACUUGAUUCGAGCACGUUCCUAGUAGUUUACUCUUUGGAUCUUGGAGAAAGAACUGCAGAAGAAUGUUUUAGUCGAAUGUUUGAAAGUUCGAACGGUGGUUUUCUUUU